CUCUCUCUCUCUCUCUUUUAGUUUUGAAGCUCAAAUCUAGGUACUUAAAAGCUAGUAGGCUACUUUUCUCGAGGAAAUGGCUCCCAUAUCAUGCCCUAAGAUGAGCUUGAAGCUUCUAAUCAACAAAAAGGACAAUAAAGUUGUCUUUGCUGAAGCUGAAUAUUAUUUCAUAGAUUUCCUAUUCAACCUCCUGACUUUGCCCAUUGGCACCAUCGUGAGUUUGCUCCCAAAAGAAAAUUGCCUAAGAAACCUGCAUGAAAGUAUCAACAAACUGGAAGAAGCUUACUUGCUGCCUAACCAAAGCAAUGACUCGUCCCUAAAACUGAAUACACCAGUCAAUGCUAUUCUUCCUUUCUUUGAUCCUCCUUUAUCAUGGAGUGAUAGACAUGUGAAGGACAACUUGGUUACGUACAUGGUGGCUAAUGACUUGUCGGUUACACCCAUGUCUAUGACAUCAACCAUGGCUCUGUUUAAAAAGUACAACAUAAGCGAAGUUGGUGUUCUUGAGGAAAAGGUGGUUGCCAUUGGCCUUGAAGAGGCUUUGCUCUUGUUGCAUUGUGCUUUGCAUUCCAAGGAAGCUCUCACUAAGGUCUUCCUUUAGAAAGAAGAAACAAAAACAAAAGAUGGAUAAGGGGAUGAUUUAGUUUUUUCUCCUCCCUUACAAUCUAUAAAUUUGGUUGUUUGAGAGCUAAACCAUUCGAGUAUGUAAACUCUCUUUGUUCUUGAAUUUGUAAAAAUCAUAAAGUUCUCAAUCUCUAAAUAAUGUUUGUGCUUAAUUGUCUUUAUAUAAUGUAAACUCUUUGUCCUUAUAAA
Vitis vinifera (wine grape) is the source of this 813-nucleotide messenger RNA. RefSeq lists its product as uncharacterized. The record is from RefSeq and is a predicted model, not a curated record. Bases 77 to 601 code for a protein of 174 amino acids. NCBI's taxonomy places the organism in Eukaryota, Viridiplantae, Streptophyta, Magnoliopsida, Vitales, Vitaceae. The transcript has 3 exons.